Mesorhabditis belari is the source of this 1023-nucleotide messenger RNA. The record is from the annotation of a GenBank genome assembly. Lineage: Eukaryota; Metazoa; Nematoda; Chromadorea; Rhabditida; Rhabditidae.
AUGCUCGAACUGAAAUUGCUUCGGACCAAACCGGCGAGCGUUAAAGAAUGGCUUUGUGUUGGGGCAGCUAUCGGCGCAAUCUCGUUGUAUCUCACAUAUGGGGCAAACGCUCGACAACUCUGUGAGUUUCUAACUCUCACUCCAGCUGUGUUUGUGACAGUGCAAGCCGCAGAUUUUCUUCAUGACGGGACAAUCAGGAAACUCAUCACUUGGCAUUGGGCUGGAAAAGUGCUGUUCCUUCUCGGAACUCCCUUGCUUGAACAUCUUACUGGCUUUUUCGUUUUAGAAGCACUCCAUCUCUGCCUACUUCUUGCCUACAUUGCUUUAAAAAUCGAGACGCUCAAACAACGACAUCCCAUUUUCUCGUCAUCACCCCUCAAAGCAAACAAUGUGAAAGACGUUAAAGUGAAAAAUUCGGAAAGUGAUAAAGACACUCGCGACACGACACUUUCUCUGGCUGAAAAUUGUAAUACACUAGUUGGAAGUGCUAGAAUCUUUACGGAUCCACCAUCAGUUCUUGCUUCUGAAAUUACGCUCAAGGAACACUACACAAAACAUGACUGCAUUGAGGACGCACUUCUCGAGUCUUAUACCAACGAAUUGAGCCAAUUCACUGUUCACACGGCCACUCCAUGGGGCGACUAUUCAUUAUAUAAAAGAUUUGGCAAAGCCUACGAUAUUGUUAUGGGACACAUUUUGAAACAAACGCCUAUUGAGAUUCGAGCCAACGGUUUUCAUCCGUAUCCACAGACGCUGCGUUUACACAACACCCUUGAUGUCGUAAUCUUGUUUGCAAUCAAAGCUGAUAUGCUCGAUGGAUUGGAUGCAACCCCAUUUUGCGGAAUUGUCGAACCAUCAAAGAGCGAAAAUAUCGAGCUGUCUCUUCCGGUGGGGCCUUGUGCUUGCAAUCUCUCAGUUGAUGUGGUGCCACUUUCGGAUUCUGCUCCUCAACCAACUCGAUUUUCCAGGGAUUUAUUCUUUGCCCGCACUCCUAUUAGUUUUCCUGUCCGAGUCCAUGUGGAG